AUGAAGCCCUUCGAGAAGAACUUGACGUCUUUUUCCAAUGACAAAAAUAUCGAUCAGUCUUUGAGAUCGACAACGCCGUCCCUGUAUUCUAGCAGUGGGUCGAUGAGUCGGGCCACUGCUCAGCACAGAGAGACGCUGUUUGGACAGCAGUUGAUGGACGACGAGGAAGGUCAGGAUAUGCAUCCUCCAGUUGCAGGCCUUGAUGAAAUGGCAGCGAAUGCGGGUGCAGAAAAUGCUAUGCACACUGGCAAUGGCCUUCAUUCAACUGCACUGGAAAAUUCAAUUCAUGGCCAAGACGCACAUCCAGCUAUUAGCAGUGGCGAUAGUGGCAACGGGCUCAAUGAUCUCAAUCCAGCUGGCAAUAUGGGAAUCUCUGUGCCACCAAUACAAGUAAAUUUGGGAGGCCUGGAAAUGGGACCCGUUUCCACAGAGCUCAGCUCGACACCGCAAACAAGUAGCACCAGUGGCAAGGUCGUAAAGCGGAAAUACUCUCGUAAUGGGUGUACCGAGUGCAAGCGGCGGCGCAUGAAAUGUGACGAGGGUAAGCCCACUUGCUGGCAAUGUGCGCGACUUGGCCGAAAGUGCGUUUACGAGAUUCGCACCAAAAACCGCAAGCGGAAACCAAAAGCCGAGGAUGGCGCGAGACAUGCCUCUGCAGCUAGUUUGCCUGGACCCAAAACCACAGACAUUGCUGAUGCAUUUCUCACUUCGUCAAACACCCCAGAGCUGGCGAAUAACUCGACUCCCGCGUCUUCGGUUGCCACCAAUCUACCAAAUUUGAUCCCCACAAAAAGCGUGAACUCGUUUGAUGCCAACUUGCUCAUAAGAAAUCUAAAUGACAUAGUGAACAUGAAGCUGAAUGACUCUUUCAUCUACGACGAUUUUAAGACAAUGGACCUGACUGAUCUCGAAAUACCUGAACUAAAUAUAAUCCCAGCAGAGCAGCCACGUCCAGCCGUUCCGAUCUCCUUUUUAGUCGACAGUAUCAUGACAUUCAAUAUGACGCUAGACUCGUUCAAGCUAGGAGGCACGAACGAUAAAUACCUAGAGGUUUUCUACUACGACUGUCUGAACUCCAUAGCCCCAUUUUUCGAAGGCCAAGGCAAUCCAUUGAGAGACAUUCUACUUUCAUUUGCCAAGGGAGAACCCUACUUGCUCUCUUCAAUUUUGGCUGUAGGUGCUUCGAUCUCGCACCGUAAAUCAGACAACGUCGAGGAUGAAAAAAGCUACUGCGCCUAUUUAUCUCAUUGCUUGGGGCUCCUCACAGAGCAAUUCAAAGACGAGAGUAAUGUUUACAACAAGAUCGAACCUAUCAUUUUAACGGUCCUCAUGUUAACUUGGGACUGUAUCUACACCAUGAAUAGUCAAUGGAGAUCGCACCUGAAAGGUGUGACUGAAUUGUUCAAAAAGAUUAAUUCUGGAAACUCCUCAAAAGUCUUGAAUGUCACCAAAUGUUGGUUUAAGGUUAUUGAGACAUUUGCUAGUAUCAGUACGGUUUUGGGUGGUGCUCUCAUUGAUGAAAGUGACCUUGAUGUCAUUUUCGACCCAUACGACUUCCAAUAUAUCGAUUCCCUCAAGUUCCUGAACAUUGUGACCCCUCUCAACGAGUUUAAUCUUCUGCGAGGGCACAAGGAAGAUUUCGAUUUAGUGAUUAAAGAGGUAUUCAAGGCUCUAAAUGCUAUAAGGCACUCAGAAAAAAAGUACUUCUCGGAGCAAGAGGGCAUUUUCGACAAAAACCUGGAUUACCUGCUAUGGUCGAAUCCUAACACAGAUGCUUUCAAAGAACAGCUAUCUUACUUCAAAAUUCAAAAGAUUUUGGUGGAAAUCGACCGACAGUCUGAUUACGUUUUUAUAGACAAGACAGGCGUAAUACCGCCGGACAACCAGUCACAUCCUGAGAACAGCAAAAUCAUUGACAAUGCCAUUGACCUUGUGACGCUGCGCAAUGGUGAAAAAAUAGCCAUAAGUUGGUAUGACAUUUCACAUCAGACCCAAGUAUUGUCAUUCCUUCUGAUUGUACUCCUCAAGCUGCUGGGUGUCCCAAAGGAGUCCAUUGCCAUUCAACAAGUGGUACAGAAGAUCACAAGUUUUUUCGGAUUCUUGGAUAGCGACAAUCCCCCACGGAACCUGCGAACUUGUUAUUGCAAUUUUGCCAUUUUGCUUGCAGGUCUGCACGCCAUUGACGAAGAGACAAGAGACGUGAUUCGAAAGUACUACAAGCUGAACGGCGGUCGUUUCCAGAGACUGACGGAGCACAAUCUGAACAGAUUGGAGAAAGUCUGGUACGGUACAGAGAAGGGAUAUAAAUUGGAGGAUCAGGACGUUCUAACUUGGUGA
Molecule: messenger RNA, 2337 nt
Organism: Lachancea meyersii CBS 8951
Lineage: Eukaryota; Fungi; Ascomycota; Saccharomycetes; Saccharomycetales; Saccharomycetaceae
Source: the annotation of a GenBank genome assembly